AUGAACAAGAUCAAAUUUCAAAUUGAUGGCACCAUUGUUGCCCCUUCAGAUUAUAGGUCCUUUAGUAAUUCUGGAGUUUGGAUCUUGUUCAGACAUCUUAGUGGCCUUUUAAUUCUUGGAGGGACCCUUGAUGGAAAGGGCCAGAGCUACUGGAAUUGUAAAAUAAAUGUCAAGAGUUGUCCCAUUGGAGCAAGAGGAAUACACUUUGCGGUGGACCAUUGCAGGCAGGUUUUGUUUGAACAUGUGAACAUCAAUGCCCCCAGCACAAGCCCUAACACAGAUGGAAUCAACGUGCUGCUUUCCUCGGGAAUCACGGUCAGCCAUGCCACCACAGGCACUGGCGAUGAUUGCAUAUCCUUGAGCUACGGCAACACCCAUGUGUGGAUUGAGCACGUCAAUUGUGACCCUGGACAUGGCAUUAGCAUUGGGAGUCUGGGGAAGUUUGAACAUGAGGCUGGAGUUCACAAUGUGACAGUGAUGAGUUCAACCUUCGACCGAACACAAAACGGGGUUAGGAUAAAAUCAUGGGCACGACCAAGCCAUGGGUAUGCAAAAGACAUUAGUUCUGGGGUGAAGAUGAUCAAAGUGUUGUAUGAAAACAUAAAGGGAACUUCAGCAAGCAGAGAAGCUAUCAAUUUCGAUUGCAGCAAAAGCAACCCGUGUCAGGGUAUCAAACUGCAUGACAUAAACCUUGUUUACAACAAGGAAACUGCAACGUCAACUUGUACCAAUGCUCUUGGGAUUUCCAGUGGAGUAGUCAUCCCAAAGGGGAGUGAGUCCAACACCACCACUCAAAUCAUUGACAUGUUAAAUAUGGGUCGUCCAAAAUUAAUCUUGAAACCCAUCACAAAUGGGAGAGAACGUGAUUUAGCUUUCAUGAAGAGGAAGAAGGGACUGAUAAAGACAAUAUCUGAAUUUUCUAGAGUAUGUGGAGUGAGAACUUGCUUGAUUAUGUAUGAUGGCAAUGGUGAUUCUCCACCACUGACUUGGCCCCAAGACCCCAAUGAGAUGCAUUCCAUCAUUCAAAGGUAUGAGAGUAUAAUGUAUGACAGAAUUCCUAAAAACUUUGAUCUCAGUACCUUUUUUGAGAUUAGGAAAAAUAUGGUUGACACUGAGAUUUCCAAAGUUCAAAAGGACACUCUCAAGAUCAAAUAUCCAACUUGGCAUCCAUGUUUUGACAACCUAGGUGCUGAAGAAUUGAGGAAUUUCAUUGCUAUUUUGGACAUUAAGCUUGAAGCUUGUAAUCAAAGAACCAAAAUGUUCAAAUGCAAGAAACAAAAUGAAGCUGAGUUCAACUUCAUGCAAUGCUUGGUUCAACCAGAGUGUGUUCUGCCAAACCCAAGCCAACCUGGUUUCAUGGAGAACAUUUCUCAAAAUCAAUCUAGUCUUUCUCCUGUGAUGCCUCUCACUGAUGGUAAUCUUGUAGCAUCUUACCUGCACAAAUUUGAAAAGGGUUCUAGUUCUCAAUCCCAAAUGCUUAACUUUGAUUCAAAUCUUAUGCAUUUGGAGGCAGAGCACAAAGGGGUGGUUGACACAACCAAUCAUGUGGUUGGUUCACAAGAUUAUGGUAGCCAAGUUGAUGCUUUUGGAAAUUCUUCAAAUAAACUUGUUCCUUCUGAUCUACUCCAUGAGUCUUUGAAUAUUUGUAAUCUACUUGGUGAAAUUCAAAGUAUGAAUCAACAUUGGAGGAGUAAUCAACAUCAAGCACAGAUGAUUGGAGGAAGUAACACAGCCAUGAAUGAUGUUACUACUUAUGAUGCUACUUUACUUGGAAAUCAGUACAACCCAGAGUCUUCACUCUGCAAUUACAAUGGAGUUGUGCAAUCCUAUAACUAUGAUGCUCCAUUGCAGAGCAUUGGUUUUCAAGUGGAAAAUCUGCAACAAAUGAUAGUUUCAAAAUCAUUAGUGAUAGUAUUGAGCGACAAAGAAGAGAAGCUACUCACUUAUGGGAACAAUAUGAUUAUGUUAGUCUUUCAACGUGUACAAACUUUAGUUGGAGAGGGGAAUAACAUUCCCACUGAUGAAAAAAAGAGAAUUGGACAUCAACAUGCUCUUUUUUAUCCUCAAGAAACGGUUACAUUAAUAUGGCUGCAUAAGACAUCUAAGCUUAAUAAAAUAUAUCGGAAGAUACAAAACUAUAGACAGGAGUCUUCAACAUCCGCCAGCCAAAGCAUUAGGGAUCUCCUAUCCAUUUGUAAACCAUUGAAACAAGCUCAUUGUCAUACAGGUGAAAUCGCUUACAGCUGCAAGUUCCACCAGGGUUCCAAUUAUUUGAACUCCUUCUCCCUUCCUGUAUGUUCUAAUGAUAUUCGGUUGUGGAACCGCAACCACCUCGUCUCUUGA
Messenger RNA from Sphenostylis stenocarpa, 2343 nucleotides. Lineage: Eukaryota; Viridiplantae; Streptophyta; Magnoliopsida; Fabales; Fabaceae. The record is from the annotation of a GenBank genome assembly.